Molecule: messenger RNA, 1510 nt
Organism: Cladophialophora immunda
Lineage: Eukaryota; Fungi; Ascomycota; Eurotiomycetes; Chaetothyriales; Herpotrichiellaceae
Exons: 2
Coding region: 1-1509 (502 amino acids)
Molecular function (GO): oxidoreductase activity
Source: RefSeq, a predicted model, not a curated record
AUGUCUCUUACUACCAAGCGACGGGUUGCUGUGCAUGAAUUGAAGAAGCACGCCACGGGGGAGGAUGGUUGGAUUGCACUCAACGGCACAGUUUGGGACUUUUCAGACUUUGCCGCUCAGCACCCAGGCGGCGCAGAGCUCAUCGUCCAACACCUAGGGAAGGACGGCAGCGAGGUAUACAAUGAAAUUCACAGUCCGGCGCUUGUGCAGCGACAUUUUGGGGAGCAGAGAAGGAUAGGGGAGCUCGAGGCAAGCGACUCUCCCAUGCCGGCGAAGGAGGGUUUGAACAAGCGGCAGCAGCAUCCCUCGCUGCCUCCGCUAGAGUCAAUCACCAGUCUUCACCAGUUCGAAGCAGCCGCAUCGCCAGCACUCACGAGAAAAGCACUUUUGUACCUUUCGGGCGCCACCGAGGAUGGAAUCACAGAGCGGGAGAACCGAAAAGUGUACAGUCGGGUGAUGUUCCGUCCACGUCUCCUGCAAGGGGUUGGAAGCGUAAAUACGAGUACGCAAUUCCUCGGUCUCACGCUUUCAUGCCCUAUAAUGGUGGCACCUACGUCGUCGAACCGGCUCUUUCACCGCGACGGCGAGGUUGCGAUUGCGAGGGCAUCCCAGCGUUUUGGCGUCCCUCCCAUUGCCCCGACUAUGGGAUCAUUUUCGCUUGCCGAGAUAUCUGAAGCCCUCGGUUCUGGCCGUCCUUUUUUCUUUCAAUUAUACGCCAAUCGCGACCGUAGCGAACUGACUCGCACCUUGGACGAAGCGCGUCGACUUGGAGCUCGAGCAAUCAUGGUGACGUCCGACUCGCCCGUGCUGAGCAAGAGAGAGUCUGCAAAGGGGUCCUCGACCUUGAUCUUGAGCAGUAGUGACAACGAGUCAGAAGUCAAGACAUCUGGACCAGGUUCGGGCCCGCCGUUGGGUUCGGAACUGGUUCGUCAAGUUGCACCUCCGCCCGUGAACAACGUGAUCGACCCCGACCUCAACUGGGCAGAUAUCCAAUGGAUCGCGCGUCACACGGGACUCCCAGUCUUUGUCAAAGGCAUUCAGCGAGCGGAAGACGCCAAAAUCGCCGCGGAAAUCGGUUGUGCCGGCAUCUACCUCUCGAAUCAUGGAGGUCGGGCUCUGGACACGACACCGCCCGCGAUUCUCGUGCUUCUUGAGAUCCAAAAGACAUGCCCCGAGAUUUUGACAAAGAUGGAGGUCAUCGUUGACGGUGGCGUUCGACGAGGGACGGAUGUCUUGAAAGCCAUCUGCCUAGGCGCUCGUGCUGUUUGUGUAGGGCGUCCUUGUCUGUACGCUCUGGCCUAUGGCGAGAACGGUGUUCUCCGAGCUCUCGCAAUUCUAAAGGAGGAGUUGACGAUCGCAAUGCAACUGCUGGGCAUCACCAGUCUCGACCAAGCAAACCCAGGUUUUCUCAACACUUCCCGGCUGGAGAAGUUGUUGCCGUCCAUGACAUUGGAUAGCUCAGAUAUAAUGAGCCCACGACUGUACUUCCAACCAACGCCCAAGCUGUAGC